AUGAUGUUCAUCAUCUCCUCCAGCGCUGGAUCGCGGUGGGCGUCGGCCAACAUCCCUUCGGCUUCUUCCCUGGCUCAUCAGCACUGCCCAUCCAGCUGCGGGGAUUUGAAUAUCUCCUAUCCGUUUGGUAUUGGGCCGGGCUGCUUCCACCGAGGCUUCGAGCUCACCUGCGACCACACGGCUCAUCCACCCAAGCUCUUCUUGGGAAACAGUACCACUACUCAGAUCACUUCUCCACUUUAUUCUAGUGGUCUUUAUACUACUGCUCUUGGUUUCAACGUAACCAUGAGCCAUGGUGUGGACACCUACAACGUGUCCUGGCAGCCCCCUGAUGAGGGUGUUAUUAUCGGUCAUGAUAACAAUUUGUAUGUUGUCGGCUGCAAUGUCGACGUCAUUCUAUUUGGUGACAAUAUGACAGAUCUAAUUGGUUCUUGCAUGAGUGUCUGCACAGACGACAGAGAGGCCAUGGAGAGGGUGAAUUUUGAUGGCUACUGUGAUGGGCUCGGCUGCUGCUACAUCGUGUUGCCAAGGGACCUGCCAGCCUUUAUGCUCCAACUUGUCCGCCGCAACGUUACAGCAGAACAGUUAUUAGACGAUGAAGGGCUCUCCAACGUCAAGGUUCUACUAUCACGAUAUUAUAGCUUUGCUUUGGGUGAUCUAUACAUGAGUUGGGUGAAUAUAAGCAAUGUACAAGAUGCAUGGAUUGAGAUUGCCAUCACGGACCAACCAGAUUGUGAAAGUGCCCAAGUGAAUAAGGACACUUAUGCUUGUAAUGAUGAAAGCAACUGUCAAAACCUACCAUCUGGACGAGGCUACCAAUGCCAGUGUCCCAGUUACAUGCAAGGCAAUCCCUACGUGCGUGAUGGCUGCAUCCAAGCAGCUUACAAUUCAAGGCCCAAAGAGAACUGUACCAGAUCAUGUGGAAACAUGACAAUUCCAUUCCCUUUUGGGAUUGAAGAAGGUUGUUUCGCAAGCGAUGACUUUCAACUCAACUGUACAUCGAGUAAUAUCACUGUUCUUGACCGAAGGUACACACAAUAUCUUGUGGCCAAUGUAUCACUUGAUGAUGGGUUUUUGGCUGCUAGCAACAUGGUGGACAACACAAGCUACAAAUUCAUGCCAAGGGUAGUCGACUCUGACUAUGAUGGUUCUUACCAUUCCGAGUACUUUCAUGAGUCUGUUGUGGACGGUAUUUUUUAUUUCUCACAGGAAGCUGAAAUAAUAAAUUGGGUAAUUGCAAACUUAACUUGUGAACAAGCUAUGCAAAAAAAUGCUAAGUAUGCGUGUAUCAGUCACAACAGUUAUUGCCAAAAUGUCACGCGAGGGAGAACACAUUUUGGAUAUCGUUGCAAAUGUUCCAAUGGCUUCCAAGGAAAUCCAUAUCUGCAAAAUAAUUGUACAGACAUUGAUGAGUGCUCAAUUCCAAAUAAAUGCAAUGGAAUAUGCCACAAUUUUGAUGGAGGCUUCAAUUGUACAAAUUGCACCCACGGGAAGGUGUAUGAUCCAACAAAACAUAAAUGUGUCAUGUCGACUAAGCUACAUAAUAUAAUUCUUGGUAUUGCAAUUGGGAUUGCUUGUUGCCUUGGCUCCAUAAGUGUUGCACUAGGGGUGAUAGUAUUGGCUCGUAAGUGGAAGAAAGGUGUCCAAAGGAGAAUCCGAAGAGCAUGCUUCAAGAAAAAUCAAGGUCUACUCUUGGAGCAACUAAUAUCAAAUGAAAGCACUACUAACAAACCAAAGAUAUUCUCCUUGGAGGAGUUAGAGGAGGCAACCAACAAUUUUGAUGCUACUCGUGUUCUUGGUUGUGGAGGACAUGGAACGGUUUAUAAAGGGAUUCUAUCAGAUCAACGUGUGGUGGCUAUAAAGAAAUCUAAAAUAGUGGAGAAAACAGAGAUAGACCAGUUUAUCAAUGAGGUAGCUAUUUUGUCUCAAAUCAUACAUCGCAAUGUGGUGAAACUUUUUGGUUGUUGCCUAGAAGAUGAUGUACCUUUGCUAGUCUAUGAGUUCAUAUCAAAUGGCACUCUAUAUGACCUUCUUCACACAGAUGUUACAACAAAGUGCUUGCAAUCAUGGGAUGAUCGUAUAAGGAUUGCAACGGAAGCAGCAGGGGCACUUGCUUAUUUACAUUCAGCUGCCGCAAUACCAAUUUUUCAUAGAGAUGUGAAGUCUUCCAAUAUACUCUUGGAUGAAAACUUCACCGCAAAGGUUUCAGACUUUGGUGCUUCAAGAUCUCUUUCACUUGAUGAGACUCAUGUGGUGACAAUUGUUCAAGGAACAUUCGGCUACUUGGACCCCGAAUAUUAUCAUACCGGUCAGCUAACUGAAAAGAGUGAUGUAUAUAGUUUUGGAGUCAUCCUUGUGGAACUUUUGACAAGAAAGAAGCCAAUUUUCAUCAAUAAUUUAGGUGAAAAACAAAGUUUGUCCCAUUACUUUGUUCAAGCACUUCAUGAAAUAUCUCUUAUGGAAAUCAUGGAUCCACAUGUUGCUGAAGAGGCAGACCAGGAAGAUAUUAAUGAAAUCGCCUCCCUCGCAGAAGCAUGCUUAAGGGUCAAAGGUGUAGAGCGACCAACUAUGAAAGAAGUAGACAUGAGGUUACAAUUCCUAAGAACAAAGAGACUGAGAAAAAGACAUCAUUUACCUGAACAAGAUGGAGAUAUUGAGGCUUUGUUACACCUAGAAGCUAAGAAUUUAAAUGAACAUAUUGAUCUUGUCAAUGCUGCCCAUGUAAUACCUCAAGUGUCCUCUAGGUGCUACAGUUUGGAGCAAGAAUAUGUGUCUUCAUUUAGGUCACGUAACUAA
This is a messenger RNA of Miscanthus lutarioriparius, 2796 nucleotides long. The record is from the annotation of a GenBank genome assembly. Lineage: Eukaryota; Viridiplantae; Streptophyta; Magnoliopsida; Poales; Poaceae.